AUGCGCGACCCCGACGUCGUCGUGCCCCCCGCAGGCUCAUUCAGGAGAGUCCAGGGCGACCAUCCCGACUGGAAGAAGAAGAACAUGGACCCGAAGCAGGUGAAAGCCUGGGAGGAGCUAAUCAAAGGACAGCCGUACGUAGUGGUGCAGGUCGCUGAACUCGGCACGGAAGGACCUGGCGUUAACGAGCGUAUUGACGAGAUCAUGGCGAUCCUCCUACGCCUCUCACAGAUCCUCGGCAUCGUCAUCAUCCCUUCGCACUCGGUGAAGAAGCCGACCGACGAUGACAACACUCCCAAGCCUCGGAACAAGGAGCCGGUGUGGUACCUAAUCCUCGGCCUGACUGAGAAGUGGUGCGCCGCGCUCAUCCGUGCAGCAUGGCUGGACUCCCAGAAGAUCUCCCUCAACUUCGACCGAUGGACGCACGACAUCCCUACCCUGUGCGCAGCAUUUCGCUUCGUAUAUCGCUUCGGAGCCCACUCGAAAGAAGAGUACGACGCUAUAGUCCGCCGCGAGCUACUGGAAUCAGACAUCAGGAAGGUAAUCAUCGAGAUCCUCCUUGCAGACAUCGAGCGCGGCGGCCAGUGGCGUCGUUCAACGAGGGACGACGCCUUCGGCGCGAUCCUGGACUCCGUUGACGUCGACGUGAUAACUGUCAACGUCACCGCUCACCUCUCUGAGCCAGUAGCAUUCAUUCACAUCGCCCCGCCCACCUCUGACUGGCAAGACUGGCUGCGAUUCUGCGCCGCCGUAUCUACUGCGGCUUCUGCCACUCCUUGGGCCACACGUCGAUACGCUGCCCGGUUCGAUACACGCCUGGCUGGCACCACCCUCCGCAGCACCUGCUACCUCAGCAGGCAGCGAACACUACCCGCGGAGGAGGAAGAGGCGGCCGCGGGCGUGGCACUGGACGAGGACGAGGAGCUAGAGGACGCGGCAUGUAGGACGUAUGUAGAUGCUCUCGCGUACCUUGACCAUGACCUCGCCCAGUAA
Messenger RNA from Rhodofomes roseus, 993 nucleotides. RefSeq lists its product as uncharacterized. The record is from RefSeq and is a predicted model, not a curated record. The transcript has 2 exons. Lineage: Eukaryota; Fungi; Basidiomycota; Agaricomycetes; Polyporales; Fomitopsidaceae. Bases 1 to 993 code for a protein of 330 amino acids.